AUGUCAUUUUGGCCUUUUAAUAAUUCAUUAAAUAAUAAUAAUGUUUUACUGAAAUUCUUGGAUUCUAUACAAGAUUUAUCAUCAAUAACAGUUCAAGAUAUUGUAAAAGAUCCAAAUUUAGUUCAAGAAAUAAUUAAUGAAUUACAUAAUAUAAAAGCAAAUUUCAAUAAAAAUGGGAGUUUUCUGUUUUCACAAACAAAUCAAGAUUCAAAUGUAUCAAAUACCAAUGCAGAUUCUAUUUCAUUAAAUUCUUCAAAUAAUGAUAAUAAUAAUAAUAAUUCAAAUAAUAAAGAUUCAAAGGGAGUUAAACUAAUAGAACUACUAAUACAACCUCAAAUACUAGGUGGGUUUAUAGAAUUAUUGGAGAAAAGUGUGGAUUUCUUUUAUGAACAAAGUUUAAAAGAAGAAGAAAAAAUGCAUAAAGCUAUAACAGAAGAUAAACCAACAACUGAUAUAGAAGAAAUAGAUGAAAUGGAUGAAGCAAAAGAAGAAGUUGAAAGUUCAGAUGAAACAUUUAGAAGAUCCGUUCAAGCAGCAGCGGAUAUUCUUUCAAUUGAUAUGUGGAUAAUGCUGAAUAGAAUUAUAGAGACUCCAAAUAUAAUGAAUAGACUUUGGCUGAUAUUAAAAAUGACUCAUUUACAAGAAAAUUAUCCAAGUGUUUCAUAUCUUGUACAUAUAUUAGAUCAAUUAUUAGAAUCAAAUAGUAUAGAAUUAUUAAAUUUCAUUAGGCGACAAAAUGAAUUAGUUGAUACAUUUUUAGCUAAAAUUGAAGUACCAGCAAUAAUGGAUUUCUUUUUUAGAGUAAUACAAACUGAUAAACCAGAUUCACCUACUGGUAUACUUGAUACAAUUGGUCAACAAAAUGUAAUUCAAAAAUUAAUAAAUAUUUUAAAACCUCAACCAAUGCAAUUCGAUAAUACACCAUAUAUACCUGAUCAUAAACAAUAUUUUAAACAAAGUUCAGCUACUGAUUUUUUAAAGGCUUUGGUGACUAUAUCUUCAAAUGCUGCAUUAGCUGUAGUAAUGGAAACUAAUAUAGGCCCCAAUCAAUUGACAAGAGAAUUAGUUUCACCAGAUAUUGUAAAUACAAUGAUUCAUGAUAUUAUGCUUGUGAAAGUAAAAGAUAAAGAUGGUAAAAUCCAAACAAAUAAACAUGGUAUUAAUAAUUGUGUUAGUAUCAUUAUUGAAUUAAUUAGAAAAAAUAAUUCAGAUUAUGAUUUAAAUUGUGGAAGUUAUAGUUCAAUGUUACAAAAUGCAGAUGGAAGUCCAGGAGAAGUUAAUUCAUACGUUAUGUUUCAAUGGCUUAAAGAUUUCGAACAAAAUCCACCAGGUCCCAGAGAUCCCAUAUAUUUAGGUGAAAUGUUGGAAUUAUUUUCAAAUAAUUUGAAAAGUUUUCUGGAUUUAUUAGAGUUAGAGCCAAUACCACCUAUUGAAGUUACAUCAAACAUUUUAGGGUUUACGAGGUUUAAAACUAGUGAAUUAAUUGCAGAAUUAUUACAUUGUUCAAAUAUGAUAUUACUUAACUCCAAGAAGAUUAAAAAAAUGAUCCAUAUAAGAGAUCAAAUUAGAUCACAACAAAAUAAAAGAUUAUCAAAAGCAUUAAAUGAUAAAAUCACAUUUCCCGAAUCACCAAAUAUUCAUGAUGUAACAUCAGGUUUAGAUGAUGUUUCAUUAGACGAUGUUCAUUUUGAAACACACGACCAUAACAAACAACAUGAUUAUUCAAAUUUAUUAAAAACAUUAGAUUCAAUUGAAGAUUCUGAAGAUGAAGAACCGUCUAUAUCUCCAGAAAAUCCAUUUGUUUGUUCGGAAAGAAACGAAGCAAUAAGGCAGGAUCCUUGCGUCGGUGAUCUUUUCAAAAUUAAACUUAUUGAUCUGAAUAUUUUAUUAAAUAUUGUUGAUAAAUUUACAAAAUUUGAAUGGAAUAAUUUUUUUCAUAAUGUUGUAUUUGAUUUAAUUCAACAAAUUUUUAAUGGUAAAUUAAAUUCUUAUAAUUCUUUUUUAAUUGUGGAGUUAUUUAAUCAAUGUGAUUUAACAGAACUUAUAAUAAAAUCUUAUGAAGCAGAUAUUGAACCAAGACCUGGUUAUAUGGGACAUUUAAUAUUAAUUGGUGAAGAAAUUGUAAAAUUUACAUCACUUUAUAAACCAGAUCUUAUUUCUCCAAUUAUUGUUGAAGCUGUCCUGAGUGAGAAAUGGAGUUGGUUUGUAAAUGAUAUCCUUUCCAAAACAAGAGAAAUUUAUAAUGUAGUUUUAGGAGCAGAAGAUAAUGAUGAUAAUAAUGAUUAUGGAUUUGAUUCAUCUGGAUAUUUAGAUAUGGAGAAUCAACCUAAAAAGAUUAUACUUGGUGAUACAUCAAAUCAUGAUGAAUUUAUACAUGAUGGAGAAGAUGAAGAUGAAGAUAUGGAUGAACCAAAAGUUGCAGAUGUUGAAGUUGGAAAAAUGUCACCAACAGGAGAUUUAACAAAACAUAAAUUAGCAGAAGAUGAUGAUGAUGAUGAAGAUGAUCAAACACCAAAUGAAAAUAAUUAUGUAGAUAAUUUAUCAGGAAGUUCAUCUGAUGAAGAUGAAGAUGACGAAGGUAACGAAUUACGAAGAGUUUCAAAACAUAAUGAAUAG
Molecule: messenger RNA, 2616 nt
Organism: Lodderomyces pseudojiufengensis
Lineage: Eukaryota; Fungi; Ascomycota; Pichiomycetes; Serinales; Debaryomycetaceae
Exons: 1
Coding region: 1-2616 (871 amino acids)
Cellular component (GO): nucleus; cytosol
Molecular function (GO): protein phosphatase binding; protein phosphatase regulator activity
Source: RefSeq, a predicted model, not a curated record